AUGCGCGUCUCGGGAGUCAAUGUUUGUUGUCCUGAUGAUGACUCUGAGAUAUGCAUACCAUGUACAAAAACGGACGAUAAGAUAAGAUCGCUGCAAGUCUCUUUCCAACUCCACUUCAAAAAGACUCCACUCAUGGCUGGCUCGAAGAAAAACAAGGCAAAAAAGGUCUUUUCGCGACAACCAACCCCUCCACCCAUCAUGAAUCAGGAUGCUGAUGAGCUAAUGAAUGACCUCUUGGCGCAAUUGGACUCAAGGGACGAGACUGUCCAGGCAGAAUCUGCGCAAGUGCUCAAUGACAUGAAUCUUAAUGAACAGGCCAACGCAAUAGAGAAAGGCAAGAAGCAAGAUGCGAAGAGUCGUUUCCAAGCUCGACAGGCAAGAAAGGCGGCCACACUUGCCCAAUCCUUUUCACCAGACGAUCCGGAACACCAAGCCAGACUCGAGAAAGAAGCGAAAGACGAGGAUGACGCCAUCAAGAACGUGUGUAGAAACUUGAAUCUAGAAGUCUUUGAGAUUAAUCCAGAUGGACACUGUCUAUACUCUGCUAUAGCAGACCAAUUGGUACUUCUAGGACUGGCCUCCCCGGCGCAAAUGAAUUAUGCGGCGAUUCGUAAUUUCGCUGCCAACUACAUCCGCUCUCAUCCUGAUGACUUCCUUCCUUUCUUACCUUCCACUGGAGGGGAGGAUAGUGAAGGGGCGCUUGAUGCUGGCCUCAUGAACCCAUUGCAAUUCGAUAGCUACUGCAAAAUGGUCAGAGACACGGCGACAUGGGGAGGCGAACCUGAGGUCGUUGCUUUGAGUCGUGCAUUCAACAUACCAAUACACGUCGUCCAGGGUGGCAAUCCCUCAAUAGUCAAGCAUUACCCAAGGGAAGGAGACGCAGGAGAUCCAAAUGGCCCUACUGUCUGGAUUAGCUAUCACCGAAAGCUUUAUGGCCUUGGAGAGCAUUACAAUUCAUUGCGUCCGGGACCAAGACGCAUUCCGGUCACCUAA
Cyclocybe aegerita is the source of this 993-nucleotide messenger RNA. The record is from the annotation of a GenBank genome assembly. Lineage: Eukaryota; Fungi; Basidiomycota; Agaricomycetes; Agaricales; Hemipholiotaceae.